GCAUGCGCCUCCCUUUAUCAACCUGCGAGGAAAAGGAUCACAAUAAUCCUUCCCCAUGAUUUGGAAUGAAGACCGCUAGGAAAAUGUCAAUCCUAAUUUUGUUUUGUAAAACGGCGUUUAUUGCGAAAUAAAAGGAUGGCGCGGGACGCUUCAGGGGAGGAACGAGGGAGCGGCCCACCCCGAUUCCUCCUCACAGAAACGAACCGCAGCGGCAGAAGCGGGAGGGGGCGCAAAGCGCCGCCGCCCGCCGCGCCUGCGUAGUAAAAAGGCGCCGGGCGCCCAGGCAGGCCCGCUCGCGCAUGCGCACUGCAGGCGGCGGCGUCGCGAGUCCCGGCCGGGGUGGAGGGAGGCGGCGCGGCCUGUGGUGGCGCGGCGGACGAGGCGCCUGUGGGGGAGCGAGCGGCGCCGGCGGCACCAUGAGCGUCGGCGGCUCGGACGGGAACGAGGAGUUCUACCAGCAGCUGAAGCUCCAGGAGCUCUACGGGAAAAAGGAAGGCGAGGGAGACGACGGCGACCCCUUCACGUACACGGACCCGGCCGACGGGACCCAGUACGAGUGGGACCGCGAGAAGAGGGCCUGGUUCCCCAAGAUCACUGAAGACUUUCUGGCAACAUAUCACGCUAACUAUGGCUUCCCCACUGAAAGUUCAGAUAAUUCAUCUGCCUCUGUUACAAAAACUGAAACUAAGCCUUCUACGGAUUCAAAGACAGCCAGAGUCCGACAGUCAGCAGAGCAAAAAGUGCCACCAGCAUCAGAUCUUAAACAAAAAGGAGAGAAAAGAAAACCUGAUGCAGGAUGGUUUCACGUUGAAGAACAGAGAAACACUAAUGUGUAUGUAACAGGUUUACCUCCAGACAUUACGAAAGAUGAGUUUGUACAAGUGAUGUCAAAAUGUGGCAUCGUUAUGCGUGAUCCUAUAACAGAAGAACCUAAAAUUAAACUUUACAAAGACAAAGAAGGAAACCUUAAAGGAGACGGGCUCUGUUGCUAUUUAAAGAGAGAAUCUGUUGAACUUGCUCUAAAACUUCUGGAUGAAAAUGAAAUUAGAGGCCACAAAUUGCAUGUGGAAAUUGCACAGUUUCAACUGAAGGGGGAGUAUGAUGCUACCAAGAAGAAAAAGAAAUGCAAAGAUUACAAGAAGAGGGUGUCUCAGCAACAAAAACUGCUGGAUUGGAGGCCGGAGAAGAAAGAGGGCACUGUCCGCCUACGGCAUGAGCGCGUCAUAAUGAUCAGGAACAUGUUCCACCCAAAAGACUUUGAGGAAGACCCCUUAGUGCUCAAUGAGAUCAGAGAAGAUCUUCGGACAGAAUGUGAAAAGUUUGGACAAGUAAAGAAAGUCAUCAUCUUUGAUAGGCACCCGGAUGGUGUCGCAUCUGUGUCCUUUAAAGAGGCAGAGGAGGCCGAUGUCUGUAAACAGGCACUCCACGGGCGAUGGUUUGGCGGGCGUCAGCUGUGUGUGGAAACGUGGGACGGUGUAACGGACUAUCAGGUUGAAGAGACUGCAAGAGAAAGGGAAGAGAGACUGAAGGGGUGGCAAGCGUUCUUGGGCGAUCCUGCCACAGAGACGCCAAAAGCCACUUCAGAGGCAGAUUCUUCAGAAACUGGCGUCCAGCUGCCUGUUGGAACUCAGCCGUCUAAAGAUAACGGUGCAUCUGAGGGUGUUCCAAAGGAUAAAGUAGCUGAAAGAGAAGAUAACGGGGAAGGCGCUGACGAAGACGCUGCAGCAUCCACGGACAGCAGCGUUGCAGGGAGUGAUGAGGAAGCAGAGACAUAACGCUGUCAACUCCUUUUGUAAAAGCAUGUAUGUAGGGUAACUUUUAGACCUCUGUUAUCCUGUGCUUUGGAACAACUGCAGGCAGCAUAAAAAUGAAUAUAACCAUUACCUUAUUAGAAUGUCAUCAAGUGUGCUUUUUGAGGUAUUUCAUUAAAAGCAGUAUUUAAUGACUAUCUUAAAAAACAAAUAAUUAUUCAUAUCUGGCUGCUGUUCAAGCUGUGUGUGUCCUAAGUUGCCAAGAGCCCUGCUGAGCUGACCAGCUGUCUCACGUUGUAUCUUUACCUGUCCAGAGUCCAUCGACGUAGUAGAUACAAACUUGCAGCUCCCAUUAACUACACACAAACCUUUUAGAAGUACAGAAGUAUGAAUGCUUUUCAGUGUUUGCUUUGAUCCCCUUCCCGCCCCAACCUCCUGGUACUCUUCCUGUAUGGGAUAAUCUUUACCAUCCGUGGAUCAGCUGGUUUUCCUGCUACUAGUCGUUUUAAAAUAACAGAUCAUUGAGGAUGCAGUGUUGACCCUCUGAAUGCAUUGCUUGGGGGUGUAAGAGCAGUAUCGCACUGUCAUUAAGAAAGAUUAAUGAGGUAUUCUGGAAGUGACAUCCUGGUAUAUGAAGUUCUUCGGCUCCAGUCCUGCACUAAUUUGCUUGGGUGUGAGUUUAUCGUGAAGGCUAGAUGACAAAUUGGAGGGGGGUGGGUGGGAUGUAAAUAAAAUUAACUCUAAUCUUUGUUUUAAAAUUUUUGUUGGAUUCAUAUUGAAAACAUGCAGAGAGCUUGUGUGUUGGAAGUGUGAUCUCUUUUUGUAUUACUGUGUUCAAAUAUAGUUCAGUUUCAGGCAUUUGUCAAGGGUGAUGAGUAUAUGAAGCCUGUUCUUUUUAUACUUGGAUUGACUACCAGAGAGUCUACAAAUAAAAUUGUCUUGAGAUUCACUCCCAAAAUUGUUGCGCAAAUUUCUAAAUAUAGGGAGACCUGUUUUUCCCUGAAGAUAGCUAUUCAGUAGUUGCAAAUGUUUUUUUUAAAAAGAGAACCAGUCCAUGACUUUCAGAAUAUUGUGUCUGUCAGUGACAUUAAUGAGGUAUCUCAAUAUUGGGGCCAGGCUAGAACAGGGAACCCUCAACUGUGAGGAGCUAGAGUAUCUUUGGGGGCAAGAAGUGUUCCUAGGUUCUGGGCUGGCUCUCUCUCAGUCCAGAUUGGUCAUUGGGCCCUCCAAAACAGGAAGAGCUGUAAAGACUUCCUGUUCCUAGCUCGUCCCCUGACUUCCUGACUCCUUGGCUCAACCCUAACACUCAAUUGGUAUCUGACUGUUUUUCUUUACAAGUCUUCUAUAUCCACAGGAGAAACCUAGCUGUGCAGCACUACUGAAAAGCAGACCACCUCCCCCCGUGUUCUUUUGUACAAUAAAGGCAUUUAUCUGUUUGUGUCUGCAA
Molecule: messenger RNA, 3198 nt
Organism: Hemicordylus capensis (graceful crag lizard)
Lineage: Eukaryota; Metazoa; Chordata; Lepidosauria; Squamata; Cordylidae
Gene: HTATSF1
Product: HIV-1 Tat specific factor 1
Exons: 9
Coding region: 300-1775 (491 amino acids)
Biological process (GO): mRNA splicing, via spliceosome
Cellular component (GO): U2 snRNP; U2-type spliceosomal complex
Molecular function (GO): RNA binding
Source: RefSeq, a predicted model, not a curated record